AGUACCAAGUUAUUUGUCCAAGUAUCGUUAAACGUGCUUCAGAGGAAACGAACGUCAGGAAUAAAUUUAUUCAUUGUUUUACUAAUAAAUACAAUUUCUACCUAUAAAUAUGAAACCUUUAAUGUUGCAUGGGCACGAACGUGCCAUUACAAAAAUAAAAUAUAACAGAGAAGGUGAUUUAGUUUUCUCUGCUAGCAAGGAUAAAAAACCAAAUGUGUGGUAUUCUUUAAAUGGAGAACGUCUUGGAACUUUUAAUGGACAUAAUGGUUCAGUAUGGUGUAUAGAUGUUAAUUGGAAUACAACUAGAUUUUUAUCUGGCAGCGGUGAUAAUACGUUAAGAGUAUGGGACUGUGAGACCGGGAAAGAGAUUGGACAACUGGAAACAAAUAGCUCUGUAAGAACGUGUGGUUUCAGUUAUUCGUCAAAUCUCGCAGUUUAUUCGACCGAUAAAGCUCUAGGUCAUCAAUGUGAAAUGUUUAUAAUGGAUAUUAGAAAUGUCGAUACUAGCAUGUCGCAAGAACAUGCAAUAUCUAGAAUUUCCGUUUCUGGACCAAGGAUUUCUGCUAUAUUGUGGGGUGCUUUGGACGAAACCAUAAUUACAGGUCACGAAGACGGUGAAAUUACUCUUUGGGACGUCAGAAUGGGGAAAAAGUUGACCAGUACUAAAGGUCACAAGUCUCAAAUCAAUGAUAUGCAAUUUAAUAAAGAUGGAACUAUGUUUGUGACCGCGUCGAAAGAUAAUAUGGCUAAAUUAUUUGACAGUGAAUCGUUGGUUUUAUUGAAAACUUAUAAAACAGAGAGACCAGUCAACUCAGCUACGAUAUCUCCCAUUUUGGAUCAUGUAGUAUUAGGCGGUGGUCAAGAUGCUAUGGACGUAACAACUACAUCAGCUAGACAAGGAAAAUUCGAUUCCCGUUUCUUCCAUCUUGUAUUUGAAGAAGAAUUCGCACGUUUAAAGGGUCACUUUGGUCCAAUCAACUCUUUAGCAUUCCAUCCCAAUGGGAAGAGUAUGUCGACCGGAGGAGAGGAUGGUUAUAUUCGUAUUAAUACAUUCGAUCAAUCUUAUUUUGAUUUCCAUUUUGAAUAUUAAUUAAAUUAUUUGAUUAAACACAAAUAAACAUGACUCUAAUUAAUA
Molecule: messenger RNA, 1135 nt
Organism: Polistes dominula (European paper wasp)
Lineage: Eukaryota; Metazoa; Arthropoda; Insecta; Hymenoptera; Vespidae
Gene: eIF3i
Product: eukaryotic translation initiation factor 3 subunit I
Biological process (GO): cytoplasmic translational initiation
Cellular component (GO): eukaryotic translation initiation factor 3 complex, eIF3m; cytoplasm
Molecular function (GO): translation initiation factor activity; RNA binding; protein binding
Source: RefSeq, a predicted model, not a curated record